AUGAGUCUUCUAAGUUGGAAUGCUCGCGGUUUAGGGAGUUCCCGAGCAUUCCGAAAUCUCUCCCUCUUGGUGAAACAACAUCAACCUCAGCUUCUUUUUGUGAUGGAAACUAAGCUCAGAGCUGGGUCUAUUGAUCGUUUCAAGACUCAACUUUCUUUUGAUUUUGGUUUUGAAGUCCCUAGGAGGGGUCUUGGUGGGGGUCUUUUUCUUUUUUGGAAUGAUGUUGUUAAUCUUAAUGUGUUAUCCUACUCUUGUAGUCAUAUAGACUGUUUUGUACAAAUGACUGAUAAUAUUAAUUUUCAUCUUUCUUGUUAUUAUGGUUCCCCUUAUUCCUCUGGUAAAUUAGAUUGUUACACUUUGCUCAAUCGUUUAUAUGAUGUAGCACCUUCUUCUCCUUGGCUAAUAAUUGGUGAUUUUAAUGAUUAUCUUGCUCUUGUUGAUAAGUCUACCAAUACAAUGCCCCCUUCCAAUGCCAUGAUUCAUUUUAACACUUUUGUCUCUAAGUAUUCUCUCUCCCCGAUGCCCUUCAAAGGAAACAGAUUCACUUUCAAGCAUGGAAAAACUCUUGUAAGACUCGAUUGGGCUGUGAUCAAUGCGAACUGGUCUGCCCUUUUCCCUAGAGCCUCCCUAACUCAUCUCCCUUUCUUCGGCUCAGACCAUAGAUGUCUCAAAGUCUUACUUUCUGAUCCCAGUCAAUCCCUGUACCACUAUUCGGAUAUUAAUCGAGCCAAGGCCCUUCAAAACGAUCUUGACUGUGUCCUCUAUAAAGAGGAAAUCUUUUGGAAACAACGGGCUCGUGCUUCCUGGCUUAAGGCAGGCGACAAGAAUACCAAAUUCUUCCAUCACCGUGCCUCUUCUCGUCGUAGACAUAAUAAUAUAUCUCAUAUCACUCUGGAUAAUGGUACUGUUAUCCAUGAUUUCAAUCAAAUCUGCCAGCAUUUCAGAAGCUUCUAUGCUUCCCUUUUCACUUCCCAGGGCAUUGAUUCAACUGCUGUACACACUAUUCUCCCUGGCAUCACUCGCACUCUCACCUCUAGCCAAUAUUCACUUCUCAGUCACCCUUUUACCCCCGAUGAAGUUCAUACUGCCUUGUUCCAACUUCCUGGAGACAAAGCUCCAGGUCCUGAUGGUUUAAAUGCUCAAUUCUAUCAGAAGAACUGGUCCACAGUUGGUCACUCUCUCACUGAGGCUGUCCUAGAUGUUCUUAACAAUCAAUCUGAUCUUUCUUCCAUCAACAAUACUACCCUGGUUCUUAUCCCAAAAAAAAAGAAUGUUUCCUCUCUUAAAGACUUCAGGCCUAUUAUCCUUUGCACUACAAUUUAUAAAAUAAUUUCCAAGGCUAUUGCUAACCGACUCAAACUUGUCCUCAGUGAUCUCAUUUCUAGUAAUCAAAGCGCCUUUCUUAGUGACCGAAUUAUUUUUGACAAUGUGCUCAUUGCUAAUGAAAUCAUUACUGCCAUCAAUAAUCGUAAAACUGGAAAGGUCGGCUGGGUUGCCUUAAAGCUAGAUAUGGAAAAAGCUUUUGACCGUGUAGAGUGGGGUUUCCUACAAUCUAUUCUUACUCAUUUAGGUUUCCCUCCUACAUUCAUCUCCUUAAUCAUUCGAUGUCUAUCCACAGUCACCUUUACCAUUUCUAUUAACAAUCACCUUCUCCCCUCUUUUUCUCCCACCAGAGGAAUUAGACAAGGGGACCCUCUCUCCCCUUACCUUUUCCUUUUAGUGUCUGAGGGUCUUUCAGCUGCCAUUCGUGUUAAUGCUUCCCAUUCUAACUUCAAUGGUAUCUCUAUUUGUAGGGCAGCCCCUUCCAUUUCUCACCUUCUGUUUGCUGAUGAUAGCCUUCUCUUUACUACCACUUCCCACAACAAUUGCCGGUCAAUCAAGGAUAUUCUAACCCUUUACCACAAAUCCACUGGUCAAUCUGUUAAUCUUUCCAAGUCCUCCAUUUUGUUUUCUCCUAACACCUCUUCUUCUGAUAAGGAUUUUUUCCUCACCACUCUUCAACUCGAAAACAAACCUUUUGUUUCUAAAUAUUUGGGAGUCCCUCAGUGUUUUGGUCGUUCUAAGCGAUCCUCCUUCCAUUACAUUACCCAAAAAGCCAGUGCCAAACUCCAACUCUGGAAUAACAAAUUUUUCUCAAAGGCGGGGAAGGAAACUCUCAUAAAGGCCGUAAUCCAAGCAAUUCCAUCUUAUGCAAUGUCAUGCUUCCGCAUUCCCCUUUCAAUUUGCAAAACCCUUGACAGACUUACUGCCCAGUUUUGGUGGGGUUCUUCUGGCAACCAUAAUAAGUUACACUGGAAAAACUGGUCCUCUGUUUGCACUUCUAAAUUUUUUGGCGGCUUAGGCUUCCGCAAUUUUGUCAACCAUAAUCAAGCUCUCCUUGCCAAGCAGGCUUGGCGUAUCCUCACAAAUCCUCAUUCCUUGGUUGCUAGACUUUUAAAAGCUAAAUACUUCAAGAACAAUGACUUUCUCUCUGCUUCUAAAGGUCACUGCCCCUCCUACACUUGGACUAGUCUUUUAUGGGGCCGAGAUCUUCUUUCUUCAGGUCUCAUUUCCAAGAUUGGCAAUGGUCUAACAACUGAUACUCUCCGUCACUACUGGCUCCAUACUUAUUUCUCCCAAGACAUUGUCAAGGCCAUUCUCACCAUCCCCAUCGACAUUUCUCAGCCAGAUUCCCUGAUCUGGAGUUCCCACCCUUCAGGAAAUCUCACUGUUAACACUGCUUACCAUCUAGCCACUUCUUCUGCUUCUUCAUCUAUCUCUGCUCCCUCAACCUCUAAUCGGGAUUUCUUCAAAACUUGGUGGAAAACCCUUUGGCAUCUCCCCAUCCCCCCAAAAAUUAAACAUUUCAUUUGGCGUGCUUAUCAUCACAUUCUUCCCACUUCCUCCAACCUUUUCUCCAGGAAAAUAAUUCCCUCUCCUUACUGCUCUUUUCGCUCUCACGGCCAAGAUACUGUCACCCAUUCUCUCCUAGGAUGCUCCAGAGCUAGAAAAAUUUGGGAAAAAACAAGUCUUGCAGGUUUCUUCAUUGCUCACCAUUCUCAGGACAUUAAGGAUUUCCUCCUCUCAGGUUUUGAAACUCUACCAAAGGAUCAGUUGUCCCUCUGCUUUGCCUUGCUGUGGUCCAUUUGGAACAAGCGUAACCAAACUCUCUUUCAAUCCAAGUUCCCUUCUCUCGAUGAUAUUGAAGAUUCUGCUGCCAAUUAUUUGAAGGAGUACACGAAUAGUCAACAACAUUUUGCUACUUCGAUUCCAACUCCUCCUGCCUCUGGAAUGCAGCCUCCUCUUCCUCCUAGGGGCAUGUACACCUUAUAUUCUGAUGCAGCUAUUUCAACAUCUCGCUCAACUAUGGGCUUCGGGGCUGUGAUUCAAGACUCCACUGGACAGACCAUUGCAGCCAUCAGUUCUCCUCAUACAGGUGCUCUUUCCCCAAUCUUGGUUGAGGCACACGCUCUUCUCCAUGCAAUCCAGUGGUGUAUCAUAGUUCACUUGCCUCUCCAUUCAAUUUACUCAGACUGUUGA
Molecule: messenger RNA, 3519 nt
Organism: Cannabis sativa
Lineage: Eukaryota; Viridiplantae; Streptophyta; Magnoliopsida; Rosales; Cannabaceae
Exons: 3
Coding region: 1-3519 (1172 amino acids)
Molecular function (GO): catalytic activity
Source: RefSeq, a predicted model, not a curated record